This is a messenger RNA of Cryptococcus wingfieldii CBS 7118, 3558 nucleotides long. RefSeq lists its product as hypothetical. Gene Ontology annotation, molecular function: GTPase activator activity. The record is from RefSeq and is a predicted model, not a curated record. Gene Ontology annotation, cellular component: SIN/MEN two-component GAP complex; mitotic spindle pole body. Bases 1 to 3558 code for a protein of 1185 amino acids. The transcript is spliced from 6 exons. Lineage: Eukaryota; Fungi; Basidiomycota; Tremellomycetes; Tremellales; Cryptococcaceae. Gene Ontology annotation, biological process: mitotic spindle orientation checkpoint signaling; regulation of Ras protein signal transduction.
AUGUCCCCUGUACCCCCACCACCGGGCGCAUUCGUCCCCUCCGACGACUGGACAGACGACCCCUCAUUCGACCUCUCUCCCAACGCGUCCCAGCUCGCCCUCCCCGCCUCCCCAUCACCCUCAUCCUCCUCCUCCCAUCGAUCCUCGAUAUCCCGCUCCCACACUUCCUCGCCGCUCCGUCAAUCCUUCUCUUCCGCUGGCAAGUCGAGUGGUCUGAAGCUGCGGCAGCAUCAGAAGCAAGAGAUGGACGCGCUGGAUGACGAUUUCGACUUGCCAGAGGGCGACUUGCCUCCCCUCUCUCCCCGCCCGACGCCCAAAACCCAAUCACGUCCCCGCUCCAGCACAUCCUCCUCCUCCAGCAGCCUCAUCACCCGCACCAUCGUAGGUAACGGCCCGCAAGGUGUCGGCACCAUCACCAAAAUGGGUUUCACCUCCCCACCGACGAGUUCGGGCGUGAUGGCGGGUACAGUCAAGGCGCGCGCGAGGGCGCUGGAAAAAGCCUGGGAGGCGGAUGUGGACUUGGAUGAGCUGGAUCAAGCUGUGGAUAAAGCAGAGUCUGUAGGGGGGACGUUGAGGACGAAGCCGAGCUUUCAUGGGAGACCGUUGCCGCCGAAGGAUUUGCCGGGGGAGGAUGCCCUGGAUGGAUUUGGGGAUCUGGACGACGCGACGUUCAAGCCUUCAAAGUUACAAUUACCACCGAAGCCAUCUCCAUCGCCGAGCCCAUCUUCGAGCAAAAUGGGCACCGUCAAACUAGACAAAGCUGCUGGCUGGGAAAGGUUCGGCUCGGGCUCAAGCAAAGGCGGCUCGCUGCGGAUGAAGCCAAGCUUUGAUGGCCGACCGCUCGCUCCGAUCCAAAGAGAGCAGGCUGGUGCGGAUGCUUUGGACGACUUUGCUGAUUUCGAUGACGACGAGGCUACUUUCAAACCUCCGAUAUCUGGACUACCGACAAAGAAGGCGACUAGCUCCAAGAUGAAGACUAUCAGUCUGGAAUCGGUUUCUAGAGGAGGGACGUUGAGGAUGCAGCCGAGCUUGGAAGGAAGACCGUUAGCCCCGCCAAAGCAAAAACAGCCAGGAGCCGACGCUCUAGACGAUUUCGACGACCUCGACGAUGAUACCUUUAAACCUCCCAAAAGCCAAUUACCGCCCAAACCCUCCAACCCCAGAAUGGGUUCAAUACCCUUCGAUCAAGGCUGGGAAAACUUUGGCCAAGUCGCCGGCAGAAGACUAUUGUCACCACCGCGAAAGACGCGCCCAGGCGCUGAAGCUCUGGACGAUUUUCUUGAUUUGGAGGACGAAGACCAAGCGACGCUCAAAGCGGGUGCUACCAUCAAAGCCCUCCUCCCGCCGCCAAAAGGCAAGAAACAUUCGGUAUCUUCCAUCCCUGACGCGCCUGCGGAAGAUCCAGAGCUCGAAGCAGACUUUGCCCUCCCGCUGAACCUUACGAACCUCGCUUUGGCCUCCCAGCCUGCGGCCAAACCUCGGCGCAAAGGCCCGAGAGACUCGGCGGCGUCGACGGUGAUUUCAGAGUGGGAUUCGCCCAGCGCGUCGUCAGCUGCUAGUGGGCGGAAACAAGGUUGGGGCUGGGGGUCGGAAGACUCGCCUUCGGGGAAAAGGAAGAGCGAGACGAGCGCUACGAGUGUGAGCGACGAUUUGGAAAAGGAUGAGACCAAGAAGGAGGGUGAUAUGUUGGAUGAAGAGGAGGACCUCGAGUCGGGGUUGGUCUUUGAGCCAGCGUUCUUUUCGAACGAUAGGGCGAAAGACCUCAACUCGAUCCUCGACCGCAAACGUCGGCCGCAAUUUGCGCCCCAGCCACAGACGCCUCCAGGCGCGAGGAGGGGAGGGGACGAUUCCUUCGAAGAUGGGCUUAUGCUGGAUGAGCCUGGUGUUGAGCUUUCGCGCCAUCGGCUGCGAGCGCAGAAACGUGCGAGAGACAAGUUGCCUGCUCCAAGCUCUACCUUGCGGAAGGGUAUACAACCCCAACCUCAGAAGACUGUGGUGAAAGAGCGCGAGAAGGCUUGGGAGAAGCAGCGCGAAGCGGCUUGGGGGCGGAAUACGCCCGUCCAGCGGGAACGCACGCAGAGUAGUUUGGGCAUGUCGUUGAGGAGUCAUUCGAUAUCGACUGUAGCGCGCGAGACACCGCGCGGAGCUGAACCAGCCGUAACCGGGCGAGAGAAGGAAGCCAUGCGUUCUAGAAGCGGGCAUCUACAUUCCAUGCUCCCCCCUCCACCGCCUGUUCCCUCAUCCCAACCACCGACGCCUUCUUCAUCCCGACUUCGGCACCAGAAAUCGCAUUACCAAAUCGGUGCGCCGCCUCAGUCGCCGUCUUUGACGAGAAAGCAGUCGUUGUCGAGUUUGCAAGAUGCGAUAGCGGAGCGAAAUUAUGGGACGCAGCAUUUCGAUGCUCUGCCGCCGCUGCCGGUACCGACGAAUAGGUAUCACAACUCCACGUCCCGGCUUACGAUGCCCACUUCCAGCUCCCGCGCCAAGAUCCGUCCGCCUGUCACAUCCAUCUUCCCCACCUCUUCUCCUUCAUCUGCGAGCACAACGAUGUCUGAUCAGAGGGAUAGGGAUAGGGAGAUCAGGAGCAGGAUGUAUUCGACGCCGAUACCGCGGAUGGUCGACGUCCCGAAAAAGUCUCGAGAUUAUGGGGAUGGGACAGAGCUGGAUGGGAUUGAUGAUUUGAGGGUCGAGGAAGAUGCUAGAGAGGCGCAGAGGAGUAUGGUGGGCUUGGGACUUGGGAAACCGUCGAGACUAGAUCAUGAACCGAGGACGACGUCGCAUGGGAAGGAAAAGUCGGAGAAGGAGGAGAGGAGGAAAAAGUCGGGUGGGACGACGACGACGGGGUUGGCGACGAAAAAGAUUAGGAGAAGAGGGUUGAUCAAGCACUUGGGUGGUACAGACAAGCGUAAAGUCGUGGGCGAGAUGAUCUGGAAUCCCAAUACGCUUCGCUGGGAAGGCAACGAAGCCGUUCUGCGCGACUUUGACACCAUCUCCUCCUCCCGCCCUGCCCUGAUCACCCACUACACCGGCUCCUCCGUCGGCGUCGGAGGCCUUUCCUCCCCCGUCGCAUCCGUCGCCGCAGCCGCCCCGCGCAUCGUCAAAGACAUGCAAUUCGACCCCAUCCAAAUGAAAUGGGUCAGCGUCCACCCCGAAGACGACGAGCCUGAUCCCUUUGAGGGUAUGGCGGAUGACGAGGAUGAAGAGACGGGCAGGGGCACGAUCCGCGCUGGGGCAGGGCGCAAGUAUGUGCCCAUUGGAGGGAGUUCGAUGGGGCCGGGGUCGAUGGCGGCGACGAGCUCGACGUGGUCGCAUCGGAUGGCUAGUGAAUCUUCCAUGGCUGCCAGUACAGCGUCGUGGGAAGAUCGCGCGUCUCAUCAUGUGGGCGUUGCGAUCUCUAGCGAGCUCUGGAGUGAAUGUAAAGAGGCAGAGGAGAGGCAUAGGAAGGAGAUGAAGGGGUGGGGGCUGAGGGCGCCUUCUGGGAGUUCAGAGUUGCGUGAGAGGGAGAGGCGGGAGGAGAAAAGAUUAUGGGAGAUCCGGCAUCUGGCCAUGAAGAGUUGA